Molecule: messenger RNA, 495 nt
Organism: Tarenaya hassleriana
Lineage: Eukaryota; Viridiplantae; Streptophyta; Magnoliopsida; Brassicales; Cleomaceae
Product: inhibitor of trypsin and hageman factor
Exons: 2
Coding region: 46-339 (97 amino acids)
Biological process (GO): response to wounding
Molecular function (GO): serine-type endopeptidase inhibitor activity
Source: RefSeq, a predicted model, not a curated record
UCAAUAUUUUUAUUUUAUUUUAGUUUCGGGGAAAACUUGGCCACGAUGAAUUCUAAAUGCCCCGUUCUUGGCCCCAAGUGUGAUUUGUGUGACUGCACAGGAAGACGAUGCAGUGAAAUGUUCCCAGGGUUGAAGGUGGAAUGGCCAGAGCUGAGAGGGGUGAGUGGAGUGGAAGCGAAGAUGAUCAUAGAGAGAGAAAACCCUAAAGUUGUCGCCUUUAUAUACCCAGAAGGACUGUUCUAUCUGCCCGAAGUCAUGUGCUGCAACCGUGUUCUUCUCUACGUCCCCGCCGACAACUGCCCUAACGGUCCCGUCAUCAACUCUCCCUUUGUCGGAUAGUCCCAUUCAUUACAGAUCCUCUGUUUCAUCUAGUGGAUUCUCUCCCUAGUUCUUUGUCUGCAAUCUGAAUUCAAGAAACUGUGUUUGAAGCUUUUUUUUUGGGUUAAUCUGUGUUUGAAGUUACCGCUUUGAUGGUUUUGUAAUGGGGAUUUAUGG